Messenger RNA from Anastrepha obliqua, 2708 nucleotides. RefSeq names its product transferrin. The coding region runs from base 355 to 2508 and encodes 717 amino acids. The transcript has 4 exons. Gene Ontology annotation, cellular component: recycling endosome; plasma membrane; early endosome. The record is from RefSeq and is a predicted model, not a curated record. Gene Ontology annotation, biological process: iron ion transport. Lineage: Eukaryota; Metazoa; Arthropoda; Insecta; Diptera; Tephritidae.
UCGUAGCGAAUAGUGGCUUAGCAAAAGCUCGAAGUAGCAGUUUGGAAAUACUGUGCAGUCUUGAAGUCGCAAAAAUAAACGGAAAUAAAAAAUGUCCAAAUAAAUUUCUUUAUCGCGGUUCCGGUCUAAGCUAAAAAGUGGGCGUUAUUUUAGUACCAAUUGAAUUUUUAAUAUUAUCAACGAAAAUAAAUAUUUAAAAAAUCAUAAACGCCCCCAAAGAAGAAUAAACCAGAGAUUAAUAAAAGUGCAAUAAAAGUAGCGUUCAAAGUAAGGGCGCGAUAGUGCAUUCAUAUAUGCACAUUACCAUUAUUAAAGUGAUUAAAAUAUUUUCUGGAAAUAAAUUGUAUAAUUAAAAUGCAAUUCUCUAAGUGGAUGAUGUUCAGAAUUAAGCGGAAUUCAAUUGUUUUGCUGCUAAUAAUCUUAUCAGCUUAUAAUUGCAAAACGGCCGUCGAUGCGUUCGACGAUGGAAAGUUACGUGUCUGCAUCGUCGAGUCCCGUGGCACAUACCGCAAGACCCCGAAGUUUUGCCCAAUUCUGGAGGCAACUAGUAAUAUAGAAUGCGUAAUUGGCAUCGAUCGUUUGGACUGUGUGCGACGGAUACACAAAGGUACCGCCCAUUUUGGUGUGCUCUCGGCAGAAGAGCUUAUUGCCGCACGUUGGGCCAGCGUCGAAAUUUUGGUCACAAGUGAGCUGCGUUCGCAUGACACCCAUUUCGAGUAUGAAAUCGUCGCUGUAGUGGACAACGAGGCAAAUAUACAUACAGCGCAUGAUCUGCGGGGUGCGAAACUUUGCCAUCCUGGUUAUGGAUUGGGUAAUCAUUGGACCGAUGUGUUAGCUAAUUACUUUGAGUCAACACUAAUUUCAAAAUCAUGUAACCCGGACAUAUCACUGACAGAGGAUCGCAUUAGCGCAUCGGCGAAAUUCUUUGGGCCCAGCUGCAAAGCCGGUCCAUGGGUGCCUAAUCCAACACAAGAUCGCGCUCUCAAAGACCGCUACCCGUCGCUGUGUCAACUCUGUUAUGACUCUUACCGCUGCGAUAUUGGCGACAAGCACUGGGGCCGUCGCGGCGCGCUUUAUUGUCUCACAAAUGGCGUUGGAAAUGUUGCUUGGGCGCGUCUGGAUGAUGUGCGCAGUCAUUUCGGCUUAACCGGUUUGCCAGCGCAGUCAGAUCCUUCCGAAUAUAGUUACCUUUGCGCUGAUGGACACCUACAGCCCAUUACCACUGAACGUCCCUGCGUUUGGGUCGCCAAGCCUUGGCCGGUAAUAGCUGCGCGACGCAGCCACGCUGCAUACGUACAAAAUCUAGUCGCCGGUUUGAACCAUGACAAUCCCAAUAGUUGGCAGAAUGCAUUGCUUAGUUUGUUGGAGAAUUAUCAUGUAGAAAUCGUCACCCUGGAUAAUGUCAUACCCAUCGAUGAUUACCUCGAUCAGGCACCCGCCUUUCAAAGCGCGUACAGUUUCCCUGAAUGCAACCCGCCACGCUCCAUCGUCUAUUGCACCACCUCGAUCAUUCAGCACAUCAAGUGUUCGUGGCUACAAGAAGUUUCGCAAGUUUACGGCGUCGAACCGAACAUUCAGUGCAUACGCGCCGAGAGCCUUGACUCAUGCAUGGACGAUGUGAAAUACAAGGCGGCCGAUGUGCUGAUGGUCGAUCACGAAAACCGCAUUAAGGCACAACGUGACUACAAUCUCGUGCCGAUACUUUACGAGUUCGCACAAGACAUGCACGAACGCUAUGCCAUAAUUGCGCUGGUGCAUAAAGAUUCUAAGUUUAAAUCGUUUGCUGAUCUCGAAGGCGCUAAAGCUUGCCUGCCCUCCUACGAGGGACCAGCGCAUUUGUCAGUGCAAGAUACAAUUGUAAAUGUCACAAAUCGCAUGGCAUCGCUGCAAUCGUUUUUCCAUGAAGACUCAUGCACUUGGCACCCGCAGGCCCCGCAUUCAUGCCCGGACAACUAUCGUGACAAUGAGGGCGCAUUGCGUUGCUUAGCCGAAGGUGGUGACGUUGCCUUUCUUAGUUCGGAUAUUUAUAAAAACUACACUGUGGGCAAUUUGACAUCGAAAUGGGUGCGCGAUACGGGGCACAAGUCUUUCCGCGUGUUGUGUCCCUACGGUUCUAAUGAACGCCACUCAAAAUUCGAAUACUGCUACAUGCAUUGGACCACUCGUGGUCAUCUGAUGACAUACAACACUUCGUUGGCACGACGCACUGAAAUCUACAACUCUUUGCGAGACAUCGAUCAACUCUUUGGUAAGAGCUACCGCCCGGAAACACGGCCAUUUACGAUGUAUGGCAUUUUCGAUACACGCAAUAAUAUUAUGUUCCGCGACAAGACGGAUGGCCUGCGGGGCUUAACCGACUUGAAAACAGACACUUCGCAACGCAUUAUGGAAGACAUAUUUGAGAAAUAUGCGAAAAAAUAUUACGUAGAUCCGAAUUCGAGCCCGUCUAUGAAGAGUUCCCUGGCUUUGGUUGUAAUUGUGGCACUAUUAGUUGUAAGGAGAAUAUGAAUUUGAGUGCGAAAAAUUAGAAAGGCAUAGAUGGAAUUGUUCUAUUCACAAAAAGUCAUUAAUUUUAUAUGCUCCAUAAAGUGAGAUGUGUUUUAAGUGUACUACUCAAAAAGUAUGCAAUUUUGUGAUAUUAUUUAUACUUUUCGUAUGUAUUUUAAUAAAAAACAGUUAUAUAAGUAUGUUUUAAUAUUUUCCUUAUG